AUUCGCUGUGAUGGGAGGGAGCGGAGAAUAGAUGGGCGUCUGCCUCGCUAGUUUAUUCAAGGAGGAAGAGAAAGGUAUGAGAGGGGCAGGGCAUGGAGAACAGAGGUAGGCUAGAUUAAAUACAAGUAAGGGUUCUCUUGCAGAUUCUUCUUAGAUCUAGGGCUGUUGACUAGUCUUUAUCAUAACCAACAGACUGCAAGGGAAAUCAUUGAAACAUUGUAUUCAUACUUUCAUAUUAUAAUGCGGAAGGCAUGUCUUGUAAAGUGACAUGUCACGACAGAGCGAGAAUAUGAGCUAAUAGUCAGUCAAAAGCGAAGUAUUAAGACAGGUUUAUACGGAACAAAAAAAAACAGAGGAGAGAAGGCGAACUAUGACCGAAAAUGAUUUCUGCUAAGAAAACUCCGGAAAAGAGUCGUUAUCCUAUUCACUACAUGGUGUGGCACGACAAACAUCCGCAACUAGAGAAAGCGCUAUCCGGGAACGAGCAGGUGGACGUGGAGACCCUGGACCCCCGGGGUCGGACUCCCCUCCAUCUGGCUGUCACUCUGGGUCACCUGGACUGUGCCCGUCUGCUCCUCCAACAUGGUGCUGACGUCAGCAAGGAGAACCGCAAUGGCUGGACGGUGCUCCAGGAGGCAGUCAGUACACGAGACCCGGAGCUGGUGCGUCUAGUUCUGCAUUACCGUGACUACCAGCGGACCACUAAGAGACUGGCGGGAAUCCCUGUCCUCCUGGAGAGACUGCACCAGGCUCAGGACUUUUACGUGGAGAUGAAAUGGGAGUUUACAAGCUGGGUGCCGCUGGUGUCUCGUAUCUGUCCCAGUGACACAUACCGCGUGUGGAAGAGUGGCCAGUGUCUGCGCGUAGACACCACUCUCAUGGGCUUUGAUCAGAUGACCUGGCAGAGAGGAAACCGAAGCUUCAUCUUCCGGGGUCAAGACUCCAGUGCGGUGGUGAUGGAGGUGGACCACGACAGACAGCUGGUGUUCUGUGAGACCCUGUGUGUGUCCUCUCUGACGUCUCCCACCUCGCAGCGGGGCACUGCCGGCCUGGGCCUCCUGGGGGCACUACAGCCCAGCGGGGAGCAGGUGGUAGCCCGUCUCUCCGCCCCCGUGGUCACCACCCAGCUAGACACCAAAAAUAUCACCUUCGAGAGGAAUAAGACUGGCAUCCUAGGCUGGCGCAGUGAGAAGAACGAGAUGGUGAACGGGUAUGAGGCUAAGGUGUACGGCGCCUCCAAUGUGGAACUGAUCACUCGAACCCGAACGGACCAUCUCAGUGAGCCACUCAAGGCGAAGCCCAAAGUCGGUAAGACGCCCCUGCAAAACUUCCUAGGGAUCGCCGAGCAACACAUGGGGCCCAACAAUGGGGCCCUAGUGACUCAGAUGUCAUGUCCUGCCGUGACCAACCCCACAGCCCUGACAGCCGAGGAGUACUUCAAUCCCAACCUGCCCCUGGGCACCCGGGAUAUUGGCCACCCCUGUCAACUCACCACCAAGACUCAGAGGUUCAAGGCUAAGCUGUGGCUGUGUGAGGCCCAUCCUCUGUCCCUAGCGGAGCAGGUGGCACCCAUCAUUGACCUCAUGGCCAUCUCCAAUGCUCUCUUCGCCAAGCUCAGGGAUUUCAUUACCCUGCGACUGCCACCUGGCUUCCCUGUCAAGAUCGAAAUUCCCAUCUAUCACAUCCUGAAUGCCCGGAUCACCUUUGGGAACCUGAAUGGGUGUGAGGAGGGGUCGGUGACAGGGCCGGGCAGGGUGGAGGGGGAGGUGGAUGGACAGAAGGACAGCAGCCCCAGGACUGACACAGACACCCCCUCCCCAGGCAGUGACUCUUCUAGUGUCUCCAGCUCCAGCUCCACAACGUCGUGUCGUGGAGGGGAGAUCCCCCCAUGUGUGUUCGAGCCCCCUCAGGGUUACACUGUGCUGGGAGGCAACCAGAGGGACAACAACAUGCGUGGUGAUGAGGAGGAGGAUCUGCUGCAGUUUGCCAUCCAACAGAGUCUGCUGGAGGCUGGCUCGGAGUACGACCAGGUGACUAUCUGGGAGGCGCUGACCAACAGCAAGCCCAGCACACGUACUCUUCCCUGUGACCCCAGUCGCCUGCAAAGGACUCCCCAGCACAGGCCUUGCCCUCCAGCCAGCCUCUGUAACACGCCCACCAAGAAGCCCCCCACAACCUGCAGCUACGACCAGCAGCUCCGCCUGGCAAUGGAAAUGUCGGCGCGGGAGCAGGCAGAGGCCGAGCUACGGCGACGGCAAGAGGAGGAGGAGCUGCAGCGGAUCAUCCAACUGUCACUCUUGGAGAAAUGAGAGCCUGAUUGGCCAGAUGGGCUCUAGGAGGUAUGGGAGAGGAGGAGGGUGGAGGUCCAGAGAGGGUAGUCAAUAAGUUCACUCUACUCCUGGCUGUGACAGCCUUGCUCCUCCGACCAUCCCAUAUCCCCUUUCCCACUGCGCUCCUUCAAUAAGAGCCUGUCUGUGUGGCACAACAGGGCUUUACAGUGCUGAUACAGCUACAGUACAGACUCACUACUCUCUGGUGCCACUCUGCACUCGCUGUCAGUGCAAGUUUACAACAAGAAACAAGAAGAAACACUUUUAAUGGAAUGCUACAUUGACCGACCACAUCAGUGGUGCUAGGGUAAUACAAAUUGUGUUUGUGAAGGCCACUCUUUAAUAAAUGGUCCUGUGAUUGGGGUAUAGGGUUUGUGUCCACUUCACAGACCUGGGUCUUAUUCAUUAGGCACCAAUGAAAGAAAAUGUAAUGAAACAGGGAUGGACUACCUGAAAUUGUCCAAUAGAAACACUUGUUUUUGUUUACCGUUGCAAAUCAUUCUGCUAUAGUGUGCCCUAGUGAAUACUGCCCUCUGUGUGAGUGUCAGUUGGGUCAAGUGGGGUGGGAUGUUGAAAUACUCUGUUUCUUCCUCAUUUUUAAUAGAUUGCUACAUCCCCCCCCCCCCUAAUUUGCACAAAAUUGAAAGUACUGUAUUUAGACUGUGGAUGGACACUUGAUGACUGUUAAUGGUUCUAAUAAGUAGAGAAAUAGAAUAAUAACCCUAUAGAGUUCAUGUUAAUAUGAUAACACUAUGACAGGAGUUCAUGUUAAUAUGAUAACACUAUGACAGGAGUUAAUGUUAAUAUGAUAACACUAUGACAGGAGUUAAUGCUAAUAUGAUACCAGUUCGUGUUAAUAUGAUAACACUAUGACAGGAGUUAAUCUUAAUAUGUUAAUGUUAUAACACUAUGACAGGAGUUAAUGUUAAUAUGUUAAUAUGUUAACACUAUGACAGGAGUUCAUGUUAACAUGAUAACACUAUGACAGGAGUUCAUGUUAACAUGAUAACACUAUGACAGUAGUUCAUGUUAAUAUGAUAACACUAUGACAGUAGUUCAUGUUAACAUGAUAACACUAUGACAGGAGUUCAUGUUAACAUGAUAACACUAUGACAGUAGUUCAUGUUAAUAUGAUAACACUAUGACAGGAGUUCAUGUUAACAUGAUAACACUAUGACAGUAGUUCAUGUUAAUAUGAUAACACUAUGACAGGAGUUCAUGUUAACAUGAUAACACUAUGACAGUAGUUCAUGUUAAUAUGAUAACACUAUGACAGGAGUUCAUGUUAAUAUGAUAACACUAUGACAGUAGUUCAUGUUAAUAUGAUAACACUAUGACAGGAGUUCAUGUUAACAUGAUAACACUAUGACAGUAGUUCAUGUUAAUAUGAUAACACUAUGACAGUAGUUCAUGUUAAUAUGAUAACACUAUGACAGGAGUUCAUGUUAACAUGAUAACACUAUGACAGUAGUUCAUGUUAAUAUGUUAACACUAUGACAGGAGUUCAUGUUAACAUGAUAACACUAUGACAGGAGUUCAUGUUAACAUGAUAACACUAUGACAGUAGUUCAUGUUAAUAUGAUAACACUAUGACAGUAGUUCAUGUUAAUGUGAUAACACUAUGACAGGAGUUAAUGCUAAUAUGAUACGAGUUCAUGUUAAUAUGAUAACACUAUGACAGUAGUUCAUGUUAAUAUGAUAACACUAUAACAGGAGUUCAUGUUAAUAUGAUAACACUAUGACAGUAGUUCAUGUUAAUAUGUUAAUGUGUUAACCCUAUGACAGGAGUUAAUGUUAAUAUGUUAACCCUAUGACAGGAGUUCAUGUUAAUAUGUUAACCCUAUGACAGGAAUUCAUGUUAAUAUGUUAACCCUAUGACAGGAAUUCAUGUUAAUAUGAUAACACUAUGACAGUAGUUCAUGUUAAUGUGAUAACACUAUGACAAGAGUUCAUGCUAAUAUGAUAUGAGUUCAUGUUAAUAUGAUAACACUAUGACAGUAGUUCAUGUUAAUGUGAUAACACUAUGACAGGAGUUAAUGCUAAUAUGAUACGAGUUCAUGUUAAUAUGAUAACACUAUGACAGUAGUUCAUGUUAAUAUGAUAACACUAUGACAGUAGUUCAUGUUAAUAUGAUAACACUAUGACAGUAGUUCAUGUUCAUAUGUUAAUAUGAUAACACUAUGACAGGAGUUAGUGUUAAUGUGUUAACACUAUGACAGGAGUAAAUGCUAAUAUGAUACGA
Messenger RNA from Oncorhynchus kisutch (coho salmon), 4572 nucleotides. RefSeq names its product ankyrin repeat domain-containing protein 13B-like. Gene Ontology annotation, cellular component: cytoplasm. The transcript has 15 exons. Lineage: Eukaryota; Metazoa; Chordata; Actinopteri; Salmoniformes; Salmonidae. Gene Ontology annotation, molecular function: protein binding. The record is from RefSeq and is a predicted model, not a curated record. The coding region runs from base 381 to 2309 and encodes 642 amino acids.